Funneliformis caledonium is the source of this 426-nucleotide messenger RNA. Lineage: Eukaryota; Fungi; Glomeromycota; Glomeromycetes; Glomerales; Glomeraceae. The record is from the annotation of a GenBank genome assembly.
AUGACGAAGCAAAAAAUAAUAGCUGAUUUGAUCGCUGAUUAUGAAACGUUAGAAAAACCAUUAGGUAGUUCAAGAGGGAAUCCGAGAUACAUAUAUUAUGUUGGAAGUGCUGAAUAUCAAGAGGAAUGGUUAGAUAAAGCUGAAAAAUAUAGGAAAACUCAUAAAUCAUUACUUGUUGAAGAUAUUAAUAGCCAGAUCUUAAAAGACACUAAUGAUUCAGAUGAUUCGGAUGAUGAUGAUCAAAAAGAUCAAUUUUUAAAUGUAGCAGCAAAUAAAGGUAAUAAUGCUCAAACAUUUAAAUUGACCGUCGAUGACCAUGAGGAUAAAACUACUGUUACGAAUGAUGAAUUCCUGAAAUUACGAGACGAGAUGAAGAUGUUGCAAAGUGAUGUUAAAGAAUUGUUAUCAUUCAUUAAGAGUAAAUGA